CUGCAGGACACCCUCCCCCUCCCUUGUUUUGCGUACCCCAGCACAGCUGCACCCCUGCACCCCCAAUCUCCCCAGGCUGGCACCAUGGCUCAACGCUGGCGCUGGAGCUUUUGGGGAUCAGAGCUGUGCCUGGAGUGGAGCAGGGGGGACAGAGAGGAGCCACUGCACAGCCCCCGUGUUCCCACGGCCGCCCAGGAGUCAGGGUCCCUGCACAGCUUCCACAUCAGCCCCCCCCUCUUUGCUCUCUUUUCUUUCCUGCGCUCAUCAAGUGCUCAGAAGGUUGGGGUUUUUUUUUUCCCCACACGUCACCCGCGUUACCGUCGAGAGCUGACAACUCCCCAUCACAUCAGCAUCAGCACCAGCUCCCAGGUGGGCCCUGGAGCAUCCACGGGGAUAAUGUGCGGGCACGCGUGCCAGGGCGCUCGGGCAGCGUGUGCACAUGGAGGGGCAUGUGCGUGCGGGGGCACUUGACGGCACGGUCGUGUCCCAGCUCCGAGCGCUCUCUGCUUCUCGCUGCGGGCUGCAUCACGUCCCAGUGCAGGAACGCUUGUGCCGCGAGGGGCCAAAGCUGUAAACAAGCCCGGGGCACCAGCACUUUUCACAGCUGCAUCGCACUUGGCACCACACAAGUAGGUGUUAUUUAUUAAUUAGGCUGUCUCUGGCCAGGCUCAGAUUUAAUUAACGUGCCCGGUACUGCAGAUGCUGCCCUGCCCCGGGCUGUGCUGCCACGUGAGCCCCGCUGCCAAGCCGCCUUCCCGGGGGGCUGCCGGUACCACCGCCUGCCACCGCGCUGAGCCCGCGGCUCUCAUUUAUUGGUCUGCAUGUUCCCCCAUCCCUUGCGCCCCUCUGGUUUCUCCCAACUUUUCCUCCCCAUCUCCUGUGGCUGCAGACCGCAGCCCUUGGCCAGGGGAUGGGUGCAGGGUCAAGCCCAGGAUGUCACCCAUGGUUGGAGCUGGCGUUGGUUUGGUGCUGGCGCUGUCUGCAUCACGGCGGGGGGCUGGGAAAGGGAUAUGGACCUGGGGCUGGAGCACUUCCAAUGGGAAGCAUGGAAUCGGGCAGGCCCAGAACCCUGGAAUGGGGCUGGAGGAGAUGGACAGGGUGCAAGGUACAGAGUGCACUCACGCAUGUGCUUGUGAGUUGUCAUGUGUGUGUGCAAAUGAACACGCGCGUGCAUCAUGUCUGUGUGUUGCGAUCCCCGCUGCAGCAUGAGACACCCCCCCUCAAAACCUGCAUCGUGCCAGCGUGGCAGACAGGACGGCUCCCACCAUGUCCCCACACGUGCUGAGGGCUGCGUCGUGCCCGGGGUUGAGUUCCCCACACCUGCAGCAUAUUAGGAGGGGCCGGGGGCUGCGUGGGCACAAUGCCCGCGCGCCGGUCCCUUACCACGGGGUGCCGAGGCGCACGGCGAGCUGGCGUGCCUGCGUGGGUGUUGCGGUGUGAUUCCAUGUGUAACGGGUGCCUGUCGGUGACACGGUGCCUGCGUGGGCGUGCAGCUGCAGGGUGGGGGUGCCACCUCCCCCGGCCCCCAUUGGCGGCUCUCCUCUCGCCCACCCACGCCGUGCCACGGGCAGAGCCCCUUAUUUAACUCCACACAGCAACCGGCACCCCUGUCCUUCGCCUCUCGGCUGAGCGGCCACUGCCCACUCCAUCUCCCGCUCUGCAGCCGCCACCGACGAGGGACGCUCGGCCCAGAGCCCCGCGCCGGUGACACCCAAGGGCUCCGCAGCCCCCCCAGGUCCCCGUCUCUGACCGCCGCCCCCGGGAUGCGCCCCCGCCCGGCGCUGCCCGCGCUGCUCGCCCUGGCGCUGCCCCUCGCCCUCGGCUACCGCCUCGCCGCGCCGGGACCCGCACAGGCGAUGCCGGAGCCGCUGCUCUGGGGACCCCGCGGCCGCUCCGGUGCCGCCUACACCGAACUGCUCCGGCUGCUGCGGGACGGGGACGGUGGCCUCGAGCCCGUUGUCCCGCAGAAGCGUAAGUCCUGCCCGCAGCCCCUCCGCCCCGCAGCCCUUCCCGGUGCCACCGCUCCCGCUGACGGCCGCUCUCUCGCAGGGGAUAUGCACGACUUCUUCGUGGGGCUCAUGGGGAAGCGGGCGGCGGAGCGGGGGGGCGGCGGCCCGGAUUCCCGGUGCUCCACGGGUCCUCCCGAGCCCUCCGGGGCCUCGCCGCCCGCAGCGUGAGCGGGGCCGGCGGGGCCGGAGCCGCCGUGAUCGCAGCUGAACCGAUCCGCGCCUGAGCCCGUGCACGCGUGGAGCCGCACACCCGCACGCGUGCAACUGCACCCCCUGAGCCCAUACGCGCGUGUAACCGCACCCUCGCACCCGUGCAUAUGUGUGUGUGUGUGUGUGCACUCCCUGAGCCCGCACACGCGUGUGUCAGCCCGUACCUGUGCACGCGUGUGCACACUCUGAGCCCUUACACGCGUGUAACUGCACACCCACAGCCGUGCACGCGUGUAACUACACAUCCUGAGCCCGUGCACGCGUGUAACCGCACCUCCGCACCCGUGGACGUGUGUGCACCCCUGUACCCGUGCACCCCCCGUG
Cuculus canorus (common cuckoo) is the source of this 2543-nucleotide messenger RNA. It is a transcript of the gene TAC3, whose product is annotated as tachykinin precursor 3. The record is from RefSeq and is a predicted model, not a curated record. The coding region runs from base 1764 to 2177 and encodes 137 amino acids. The transcript has 4 exons. Lineage: Eukaryota; Metazoa; Chordata; Aves; Cuculiformes; Cuculidae.